This is a messenger RNA of Carlito syrichta (Philippine tarsier), 525 nucleotides long. RefSeq names its product adhesion G protein-coupled receptor E2-like. Gene Ontology annotation, cellular component: membrane. The transcript is spliced from 5 exons. The record is from RefSeq and is a predicted model, not a curated record. Lineage: Eukaryota; Metazoa; Chordata; Mammalia; Primates; Tarsiidae. The annotation marks the transcript as partial. Gene Ontology annotation, molecular function: G protein-coupled receptor activity; calcium ion binding.
UGCUGUGCGUCUUACUGACUCUGCAGGGAGCAGGAACCCAGAACUCUGGGGGCUGUGCCCGGUGGUGCCCUGCCAGUUCCACAUGCGUCAACGCCACCGCCUGUCGCUGCAACCCGGGCUUCAUUUCUUCGUCUGAGGAGAUUUUCAUGAGCCCCACAGAAACCUGUGACGACAUCGAUGAGUGUGUGCCACCCUCAAAUGUGUCCUGCGGGAAAUUCGCAGACUGUAGGAACACGGAUGGGAGCUACUACUGCACGUGUAGCCCAGGAUACGGGCUCGUUUCUGGGGCAACAAGUUUCAGGAACGAGAGUGAGAACACGUGUGAAGACGUGGACGAAUGUCAGCAGAACCCCAGACUCUGCAGGAGCCACGGCACCUGCGUCAACACCCCGGGCAGCUACACCUGCCUGUGCCAGCCCGGCUUUGUGUUCAGGCCAGAGGACCCGAGGCUCUGCGCAGACGUGAAUGAAUGCACCUCCGGACACAACCCAUGCCACAACUCCACCCACUGCCUCAACAAUAUGG